UUGUAGCCUGCGAAAGAUAAGAUACUCCAGGCAGGUUUAAAACGCUGUAGUGCUUUUAGCAAUACGUCGAUAUUUAUUUAUUUUAUGCCAUAUCUGGCUACUUAUACGUAACAAGGGGGUAAUGUGUUUUUUGCAGAAAAAGUGCGGUUAUAAAUUCAGACACUGCUUAAAGGGACAGUACAUAAAGAAUAUAAACAAAAAAGAAAGCAAUAACUUAAAAGAAGCCCUAUUAUUAAUAUAUAAGAUUCGGCUUUCUAAAAUAGGUCAGUUUGGUGAUGGUCACUUUUGUAUGUUUUUUACAGUACAGUACUGGAUGUGUUCUCCACAGCAAGAAGAAGGCCGUUGGUGUUACCUACAGUGUUCCAUGAUUCCCUGGGCUACAAUAAUAUUCGUACUUAGAAAUACACAAAUGCGAGUAAAACAGCUAUUUUAACUCUUUUCAAAAAGCUGAAGAUGGAUAACGACCUGAAACUAAGUGAAAACGCUAUUGGAUGGUUUAGCAUCCAGAGCACAACCAGUCCGAUGUACUCUGGGCUCUACAGAUCCCUGGGAUGAUGCUGCGCGGGACGGCCUGAGCGAAGUGCAACUCUUUCUUUAACGCUACCCACAAACUGAGUGUGUGACACUGACCCGGACGUGUUUUGCCCGUAUACGUGUGGACUGAAGCGCGCGGUGGGGGGGGUGUUUUUAGCACUGACCCGGAAGUGUUUUCGCCGUUCCCACAUGUGGACUCCGGGGUUGUGGUACGGACGGGGAGCGUGUUCGUGUUGGGCUCCCGGAAAGACAGCUUGCGCCGCGAGAGCAUGAGCCGCUGAGGCGGAUUACACGCUGAGCAUUGCCGCGAGAGCGACGAUAUUUUAUUUAAAAAGAAAAAAAAAAAAAAGAGAAGAAGAAAGGAAAAAAAGCACAUGAAUUGAUGAAACAAUGGAGCAUUUGGAGCUGAACGUGUCAGCGCUGAGCAUCGUCUCGAAGCACACGGAGAAGAGCCGCAGCGAGCUGGGGAAGUACUUGGCGAAGCAGAUAUGGAAUCAGCAGGACCGACAGGCCAUCCUGACAUGCCUGGCUAAGCUCCUGCUGGAGAAGGACUACACGCUGCUGAUCGCCCGCCAUUUUCGGCCCCUUGUCCUGGACCUGCUGGAGAGGAACGCGGAGAGAAUUAAAGUGGACGGCAGGAUAAACCACGACCAACACGAGCGACUGUGUGUGGCUCUCAGCAAGCUCCUGAGCAUCAGCCCAGAUGCGCAGCUAUUUGCUUCUAGGUACUUUCAGGACACCCCUCCGGUCUUUCAGAGGCUCUUUUUCACCAGUACCGAGUCGUCUUCUGUCCAGUAUGGCCCCAGGCGCAUGAAGCUUCGUGACCUGAUGGGCGCCACACUGCGCUUCCUGCAGAGCGACUGUGCAAAAUACAGAGAGCUGUGGGACUGGAGUGCCUGCGUCUCCCAGCUGCUCACCAGCGAUGUUGUGGUUCGAUGGUACACAGCUCAUUGCCUGGCCUUGGUGUCGCACAUGACCGAUAAUCAGAAAACAAUCUUUCUGAGGAAAGUCCUGUCGAGUGAAGAGAUCCUGCAUCUCAAAAUAAAGUCACUGGAAGAAGUGCAGCAGCUAGAGGUGGAGAAAGCCCUGGUGUUGGCUAAUCAGGCCUCUGUGACUUGGCGCAAGGAGAAAGUGAACAAGUUCACGAGGGGCCGGGUGGUUUCGCACGACCUGUCCCAGAACGUUGUUGCUGUCUGUGGCGUGGUUUUGCCUAGGAAGACGCACAAGCUGCAAGAGCCUGGUUACACAAAGCCGCUGGUGCUCGUGGAUUCGACUGCCAAGAACCUGCGUAGGCUUGCCCUGGCUGUGGCGUCUCAGAAGGCCGUUCUGCUGGAGGGCCCCAUUGGAUGCGGUAAAACGGCUCUCGUGGAGUACCUCGCUGCAGUUACGGGACAUGUCAAGUCUCCAGAAAUUUUAAAGGUGCAACUGGGAGAUCAGACUGACAGCAAGAUGCUGCUGGGAAUGUAUCGGUGCACUGACAUUCCUGGGAAGUUUGUGUGGCAGCCUGGCACUCUGACACAGGCUGUGUCCAAGGGGCACUGGAUCCUCCUGGAGGACAUCGACCAUGCGCCCUUGGAUGUGAUCUCUGUGCUGCUACCCCUCAUGGAGAACCGUAAGAUGAUGAUCCCAGGGCGGGAUGACUGCAUCGAAGUGGCACCAGGAUUUCAGUUCUUUGCCACAAGAAGGAUGUUUUCCAGUGGUGGAGGGUGGUACCGCCCACAGAACACUCACGCUGCACUUUUGGACAAGUACUGGACCAAACUGCUAAUGGGAAACAUGACAAGAGAGGAACUGAAGCAGGUGCUGCUGGAACGAUACCCGGUUCUGAACAUGGUUGUGGAACGUCUGUUGGACAUCUACUGUCAGCUGACAGGGGACAAGCAUCAGGGCACUGAAUCAACCGGAACCUCUCAGCAUGACAGCCCACAGAGUGUGGACGACAGGGUGGCAGGUCUGGAGGUCAGAGGCCUGUCCCUCAGGGAUCUGCUGAAGUGGUGUGAAAGGAUUGCACACAACUUUGAUGGCACCUCUUCAGACACAGCACAGAGGGUCUUUCUUGAGGCCCUUGACUGCUUCACUGCCAUGCUGCCCAGUCCAGAGAGCAGGCUGCGGAUGGCCGAGGUUAUUGGAAGCAAGCUCAAUAUCUCCAAAGAAAAGGCCCAUCAUUUCUGCCGCUCGUACCAGCCAGGGAUUAGCGUCAUGGAGCUGGAAGUCAUAGUUGGGCGAGCUGCUGUGCCACGGAGACAGGGUGAAGCGGUCCGACUCCGCAUAGAGAAGCAGACUUUUGCUGCCACGCGGCCCUCCUCUGUUCUCCUUGAGGAAUUGGCAGUGUGCGUGAACAAGGGCGAGCCUGUCCUUCUGGUGGGGGAGACAGGUACGGGUAAGACGUCCACUGUGCAGCACCUGGCGUCCCUCACAGAACACAAACUGAGGGUAGUCAACAUGAACCAACAGAGUGACACGGCUGAUCUCCUUGGAGGCUACAAACCAGUGGAUCAUAAGCUGAUCUUGCUGCCGCUGCGUGAGGCCUUCGAGGACCUCUUUUCCCAGACGUAUUCCCGCAAGCAGAACCUCACCUUCUUGGGGCAUGUGCAGACUUGCUUCAGGAACAAGCGUUGGCAGGACCUACUGAAGCUUAUGGACCACGUCUGCAAGUCAGCCCUCACCAAGGAGCUGCACGAAAAGCCCAAUGUAACCUUGUUGAAGGAGCAGUGGGAAGCUCUGGCCCUGAGACUGAGCCAAACCCAACAGCAGAUCAGAGCCUGUGAGUCAGCACUGGUCUUUGCUUUUGUAGAGGGAACUUUGGCCCAGGCAGUGAAGAAGGGUGAGUGGAUCCUGCUGGAUGAGAUCAACCUGGCGGCUGCUGAAACCCUGGAGUGCCUGAGCGGCCUGCUGGAAGGGACCGGGGGAUCACUUGUUCUUCUGGACAGGGGUGACACAGAAGCCCUUGUUCGUCACCCGGACUUCCGCCUGUUUGCCUGCAUGAAUCCAGCCACAGACGUGGGGAAACGCAAUCUGCCCCCGGGCAUCAGAAACAGGUUCACUGAACUCUAUGUGGAAGAGCUGGAAAACGAAAGGGAUUUGAGGACACUUGUCUCAGACUAUUUGAAAGGCUUGAGCCUCAACAAGAGUGUUGUUUCUGGGAUCAUAAGCUUCUACCUGGCGGUGCGACGUGAGGCACUCUCACGGCUGGAGGACGGAACAGGUCACCGACCACACUACAGCCUAAGGACGCUGUGCAGGGCAUUGAAGUAUGCCGCCUCCAACCCCUGUCACAGCGCUCAACGCUCACUGUAUGAGGGCUUUUGCUUGAGUUUCCUCACCCAGUUGGAUAGAAGCUCUCACCCAGUGGUACAGAAACUGGUGUGUCAGCACAUCCUUGGUGGAAACAUCAAAUGUCUCAAACAGCCAAUUCCAGUGCCCGCCGACAGGCAGUGUGUGGAGGUGGAGGGAUACUGGGUGACCCAGGGGGACAUGGAGCUGGCAGUAGAUCAAAGUUACAUCCUUACUGCAUCAGUGAAGCUCAACCUGCGGGACCUGGCCAGAGUGGUGUCGGCUGGAACCCACCCAGUCCUCAUCCAAGGAGAGACUUCAGUGGGAAAGACCAGCCUAAUCAAAUGGCUGGCAGCGGCCACAGGGAACCAGUGUGUGAGGAUCAAUAAUCACGAGCAUACUGACAUCCAGGAGUACAUUGGCUGCUACUCCUCUGACAGCAGAGGAAAGCUGGUCUUCAAAGAAGGGGUGCUCAUCGACGCCAUGAGGAAAGGCUACUGGAUCAUCCUGGAUGAGUUGAAUCUGGCACCCACGGACGUUCUGGAGGCCCUAAACCGUCUCCUGGACGACAACCGAGAACUCUUCAUCGCCGAGACCCAGGAAGUAGUGAAAGCUCAUCCAAGGUUCAUGCUGUUUGCCACUCAGAAUCCUCCUGGCCUCUACGGUGGCAGAAAGGUGUUAUCGAGGGCCUUCAGGAAUCGUUUUGUGGAGCUGCACUUUGAUGAGUUGCCCCCUGCAGAGCUGGAGACGAUCCUUCACAAGAGGUGCAACCUCCCCCCUUCUUAUUGCACCAAACUUGUCAAAGUCAUGCAGGAUCUGCAGUCCCUGCGUAGGGGAUCCACAGUGUUUGCCGGAAAGCACGGAUUUAUCACUCUGAGGGAUCUGUUUCGCUGGGCUGAACGAUAUCGGCUGGAGGAGGAGACCAAUACCUCCCGUGACUGGCUGCAGCAUUUAGCAGAUGACGGGUACAUGCUGCUGACAGGCCGGGUGAGGAAGACGGACGAGGCGGAAACCAUUCAGAGGAUCUUGGAGAAGCACUUUAAGAGGAAGGUUGACCCUGUCGAACUUUUCUCAGAGCGCAGGGUCGCCUUGCAGUUCAGUCCCUUUGUGGCAAACAUGGCAGAUGUGCCGGAGGAAUUCCGACACGUGGUUUGGACGGAUGGCAUGAGGAGGCUAGCGGUACUGGUAGGACGGGCCUUGCAUUUUGGGGAGUCUGUCCUUCUGGUGGGAGACACUGGCUGUGGAAAAACCACAAUUUGCCAGCUAUUUGCCGCCCUGGCAGGACAGAAGUUCUUCUCCCUGAACUGUCAUCUCCACAUGGAGACGUCUGACUUCCUAGGAGGGCUACGUCCAGUCAGACACACUGGGAUGGAGGAGAUGGAUGCCGAAGAUGGCAGACUCUUCGAGUGGCAUGACGGUCUUCUGGUCCUGGCCAUGAAGGAGGGGGGUGUCUUCCUGAUGGAUGAGAUCUCGCUAGCUGAUGAUUCUGUACUGGAGAGACUCAACAGUGUCCUGGAGACCGAGAAAACUCUGGUGCUGGCUGAGAAGGGCAGCGGUGACAAUGAUGAUGUGGAGCUUAUCACAGCAAAGCCUGAUUUCCGCCUCCUAGCCACUAUGAACCCUGGUGGGGAUUUUGGGAAAAAGGAGCUCUCACCGGCCUUGAGGAAUCGGUUCACUGAGAUCUGGUGCCCUCAGAGUAACAGCAGGAGUGACCUGAUCCAUAUCAUCCAGCACAAUCUACAGCCUGGACUCUCCCUGGGUCCCCAGGACCACAAAGGAAAAGACAUUGCGGAGCUUAUGCUGGACUUCAUCGACUGGUUGACCAGCCAAGAGUUUGGACGUCGGUGUAUCUUGAGCGUGCGGGACAUCCUGUCCUGGGUGCACUUUAUGAACACAGUGUGUAACCGGCACUCUGGGUUGCCCACGCUCAUGGUAGAGGAGCGAAACAAAUGGGAUUGCCGGCUAGACACGGUCACAGUGUUCGUGCAUGCAGCCUGUCUCAUAUACAUUGAUGGCAUUGGUUCAGGCACAACUGCGGCUGCAGCAGAAAAUGCCCUGGUGGCUCGCAGGGCUUGUCUUGGGUUCCUCCGGAAAGCUCUGCAAGGUGUGACAUGCCUAGAAGAGAACGAGGAUGUGGCCAACUCUCUUCUAAUGUACGACAUAAGCCUGCCCAGGGAGCCAUGCUGGGGGGAAGACUACUUUGGCAUCAACCCAUUCUACAUCUCAACAGGGCCAGAGAGCGAGUCUCGGAAUCUGGCCGACUAUGCCCUGGCAGCUGGCACCACAGCCAUGAAUGCACAGCGACUUCUACGGGCACUGAAGCUCCAGCGACCGGUGCUCUUGGAGGGAUCACCUGGUGUUGGCAAAACUAGCCUGGUGGCAGCAUUGGCCAAAGCAUCGGGUCACCAUCUUGUCAGGAUCAACCUCUCAGAACAAACUGAUGUGACUGACCUGUUUGGGACAGACCUGCCAGUAGAGGGUGGAAAAGGAGGAGAGUUUGCGUGGAGGGAUGGACCCCUCCUGGCUGGAUUGAAAGCUGGUCACUGGAUUGUCCUGGAUGAGCUGAAUCUGGCCUCACAGUCAGUUCUGGAAGGGCUGAAUGCAUGCUUUGACCAUCGUGCCGAGAUCUACAUACCCGAGCUGGGCAUGACUUUCCAAGUACAGCAUGAGAAGACCAAGAUCUUUGGGUGCCAGAAUCCCUUCACCCAGGGCGGGGGUCGCAAGGGACUCCCAAAGUCCUUCCUCAACAGAUUCACUCAGGUGUACGUAGACCAGCUCUCCAGCGAAGACAUGGAGUUCAUCGGCAGCUCCAUCUUUCCGUCCAUAGACGACCACAUCAUCUCUAAAAUGGUGCAAUUCAACAACCAGCUUGUUCAAGAAGUAGCUAUUGAGCGGCGGUGGGGCCAGAAAGGAGGCCCCUGGGAGUUCAAUCUGCGUGACAUGUUCCGCUGGUGUCAGCUGAUGCAAGCUGACCAGUCCCCAGGCUUCUACAACCCUGGCCAGCAUGUGGGUCUUGUGUAUGCUGAUCGAAUGCGGACAGAGGGCGACAAGGCACAGGUGCUCUCUGUGUUCAGAAAGGUUUUUGGUGAAGACUUUGAACCUUAUACUGGCUCUCGGCAGUUCCACAUCACACCUCUUAAUCUUCAGGUUGGAUACUCAGUCCUGUCCCGCAGUGGCGGGCCCCUUGUUUCUCUGGACCCCCCACUCUUCAUGAUGCACCAGGCUCUCAGGCCCCUGGAGUCCCUGAUGAAGUGUGUGGAGAUGGGCUGGAUGGCAAUACUGGUGGGCCCCACAGCCAGUGGGAAGACCAGCCUGGUUCGUUUGCUGGCCUUGCUGUCUGGGCACCGCCUCAGAGUGAUGGCCAUGAACAGCUCCAUGGAUACCACUGAGCUGCUUGGAGGUUUUGAACAGGUGGAUAUCAUGCAACCGUGGCAGCGGGUUCUGGAGAGCGUGGACUAUGUGGUGGCCAUGGUGACGCGGCGUGGCCUCAUGACUUUGGAUGGGGCGGUUCAGGACACAGAGUUCCUGCUGAGGAAUUGGAGCGUGUUCCGCAGGUGGUUGAAAGAGGAAAAGUUGGUGGGCCCAGAUGGAGGAGUCACCUUUGAGGCAGUCAACAAACUGGAGGUCAUCAUUUCGCUCCUGCAGAAACUUAACACCAAGCUCAGAGUUUUUGCAGACAUGUCCAAGCUACUGCUGGAGUUCACACUCCUCAGGGAAAGGCUUGCCCAGGUGCAGGACGGCCGGAGCCAGGGUGGAUUCGAAUGGCUGGACGGGAUGCUAGUCCAGGCCCUACAGGCUGGUGACUGGCUGCUCAUGGACAAUGUCAACUUCUGCAGUCCCUCUGUGUUAGACCGUCUGAAUGCUCUCUUAGAGCCUGGAGGGACCCUGACCAUCAGUGAGCGAGGGGUCAUUGAUGGCACAACCCCCAGCAUCACUCCACAUCCCAACUUCAGGCUGUUUCUGAGCAUGGAUCCUUCUCGUGGAGAGAUCUCCAGAGCCAUGCGGAACAGGGGAGUGGAGAUCUACAUCUCUGGGGAGCAAGAGGGCACAUGCUGGGACUCACUGGACCUAAAGACGGUGCUGCAUGCAGCUGGUGUGACCGGAGACUGUGUGUGCGAUCUGCUGAUUGCCAUUCACACGGACGUCAAGGAUACCAUCUGGGAUUCCCCAGCCUCUUCAGUCCUGUCUGUGCUCCAUGUUGCCACCCUGCUGUCCAGUCAGCUGCAGAGAGGUGUGGAACUUUCCAGCGCUGUCCACCACGCCUGUGCCGAAGUCUACUCUCUGUGCCAGCGCACAGUUGCUAGUCAGAAGCAAGCCCUUGAGAUCAUCGACAAGCAUCUCUCCACACUAAAUGCAGAAGACUGGGGGAGUGGCCUGCUGUGUGCGGGGGUCUGGCCACAUUCCCUCCCCUCUGCUCUGCUCUCUGCAGAAGAUUCCUGCUUCUCCACUGUCCUGAGGGAUGGACAGGUGCUGUCAUUUUGCCUCAACACCCUCAGCCUACAAGGCAAAAGGAGUCAGCCGCUGAUCCUGAGUGACCUCCAGAUGGUCCUGCAAGGCGGACCUUCACUGGAAGGUCAGCUGUUUGCCGGCAUCAGGGAGGUGGAAGGAGCGAGCUCCAUGCUCUGCCUGCUGCCCACAGCGGUACGGCUGGUGACAGAGAAGGCAUCCCACAGUGACUGGGUCCUCAGAACCAGCUGGCUCUCCCACCUGGCCAGGACCUAUGAACAGGUUCUGGAGGAGGCUCUUGUCCAUCUGGAAGCUGGAACUCGAGCCUUAAAGGCAGUGUUCUGUAGCAAGCUGGCAGUCAAGGGCAAGAACCUUACGGAACUCCUGCAGCCCCACAGCACAGAUGAUUACAGGAUCCUGGUGGAUAUGCGCUGGAACAAACAGUACCUGGACAUUUUAGCCAACACUUGUAAUUUUGAGGACGAAGAGCGAUACAUGGAGUUCAUGGAUGCAUUGAAUGCCGUAGCCAACCGGAUAAUACUGCUGAUGGACAGAGAGGAACAAGCUGCUGUUGGUUCUGCUGCUAUGAAGACUUCCCCUCACAACAGUGCCCUGCGACUGGCUACGGCUUUUUCCAAAGGGACUGUGGACUUUGGUCGCCUGCCCCACCCAGUCGUGGCCCACCUGCGUCCCUUCUUUGAGCUGUGGGACUCCUUUGUGCUGCAGGCCGUGGAGACAGGACAACCCUAUGUCUCGGACCACCUCAUGUUCGAGGUGCUGCAGCUGCUGCGAUGGCGUGACCGGUUCUGGAACAUAUGCAGCUCACUGGCUGCUGAUGCCAGAGGUGUGUCUCUCCUCUCCCUGCAUUGGCAUUGGGUCCAGAAGCACCUCAUCUACAGGAUACCCCAGCUGCUGCUGGGAGACAGCAGCCACGACUGUCAACAGGAGCUGGAGGCAGUAUCUACCAGCAUCCAGAACUGUCUGUCCAGCUCAGGUUUCAUAGCUCCUGCUUUGAAGAGGAUCCAGAAGAUGCUGGGAAAGCCACUACCGUACAAGCUGGAGACUGUGGCUGAAUGCAUGAGUCAGCUGAACGCUCUGAACAAAGUGCUGGAUGUGGGCAGCCUACGGAUGGAUCGCACUGAAGCCCUAAUGAGACGGGAAAUCCUUCGGCUUGAAGUUGCAGCCUUCGGGGUAGACACCAAGAAAGGACUGCUAGAAGCCUGGAGCCUGGUCCUACAGGCCAAUCAUCAACUGGAGCCACACAUUUCUGGUGUUUUCGAGAGGCUGGGGUCCUGUGUAGAGCAGCAGCGCAGUCACCUGUCCUCGUCUGGCCUACUGGUAGCCCCUCCUGCCGGGCCAAGUGAGGACGGUGAGCCUGGGGCCAGUGCCAUGCUCAGCCGGAGGGCCCAGCAAAGGCUUUCUCGCAGGGUACAGCUGUGGCCCUUGAUGGAGGAGCUGGCCCUGCUGAACCAGCUGAAGCUAACUGUUGACCUACUACAGCUUCCACUCCAGCAAGGAUCAACAGAUAUAGAGGCCGACUUAAGACAGCGCAUCUCUCAGCACCUUCAGUUCUGCCUGCAGUCCACCCCAGUGAAUGUGAAACAGCUUGUGCCACUUUGGCUCCUUCAGAGCAGCAAAAGGCCUGCAGAAGAGCUGCAGUUUAUUAGCUGUGAGAUGCUGUCCGAGGUCCUGGGUGCUUGUUGGAGCUGUAGUGUGACCUCUGACCCCGAGCGCUGGCUGAAGUGGAGUCCUCAGUGUCCAGAGGAGAAGGCCUCACAAUCGCUACUGAGUCCUGCAGACAGGGGCCCUGCAAUGUUGACUGGUGCGGUACGGUCCCGCUGCGUGCAGGGAAUCCUGAGUAGCAGGGAGGUAGGGGCCAGCUGGGACCCCACAGGCAGCGGGCUGCUGGCCUCUUCUAAUGUGACCCUGGGUGAGUGGCAAGAGAGAACAGGUCAGCUACAGGACCUCAGUGCUGCACUCUGGGACAACAUGGCCCUGUCCACCCUGGCUGACCUCCGGACCACUGACUAUCGGCUGCAGGGCCUUGUGCUGCGCAUGUUGCUCCAGUCCCUGACUGAGCUGCUGCCCCUGAGCCUCCAGGAGGUCUACACACAGAACUGCGAGAGCCUUACUGAGGGGGUGGAGCCUGUGGUGGCUGCGCAACAAGUGCUCGCUGUGCUCGGCAAAGGUUUGCCCGCCAGUGCGCUGCCCAAAGGUUUUAUCACCACGGCGACUAUCUGCCUGGAGCAGUACGUCCAGAACUGGGGUGAGGAGCCGGCACAGCUGGUUUGUUCCGGCGUGUUCUGGGUCAACAUGGGCCUGCUACAAAUCCAAGUGUGGACACCUCAUACCAUCUUUGACCCAGCAGUGAAACGGGCCUACAAACUCAACUAUGCCAAAGAAGAGCUGGCCUUGCUGGAGGAGGAAUGGAGGGGUCGCAGCCUGUCCUCUCAGCUACUCACGGGCGCGGAGCUGGAGGAGAGCAGUGCCACCGACUGCUUCCAGCAUCCUCGCAUCAGGUACUUGUGGAUCAGGAUGCAGCAGGUGAAAGAGCAGAUCGACGAGUUGUCCAGGAAGCAGGCGUGCCGCCCCAAAGAGGCCCAGUACAGCCAGCUCUACCAAGAGCUACAGCACUACCUGGGAAGCAUAGGGCAGCCUGCUGCCAUCCAGGGCCUGCUCUCCCAGCUGCUGGAGGCACUCCCAGUGGCCAGGCCCCAAGCAAAGCCAAGGAUUCGCGCUCUACUGAAGGAGGAGGAGGUGUGGCAGGCCUCACAGUGGCGUUUCCUGGGCCGCCUGCUGGAGGAGUACCCUCUGUACCCAGAUGUAGUGGGACCCCUGCGGGCCGCAUUUCUGCAGAUGCAGCAUGGCAUGCGGUUGGUGGCAUCACAGCUGUCCUCCUCUCUGGCCUCUCCGCCAGGCUUGCAGGGACUAGUCUCCUGCCUGCUGGCCUUCCCCCUAGCCUCGUCUGGCCCGCCCUCUUACCUGGCUCGUGCUGACUACCUCUGCUCCCGGGCCUGCCUGGACGUCCUGCAGGAUCUGAAGAAGCAUCUUCCGGAGUCAGAACCAGGACAGGUGCUUCCAGAGCCUUCCACCAUGCUGAUGAAUGCACUCCUAUAUGUGCAGUACCAUGUCCUCUCCACAAGAAGUCUAGGUCAGGAUGCCCUCAGCCUCUUCAGACAUAUCUGUCAGGCUCUGGUGAACACAUGGGAUGAACAGGAACAACGUGCUAGGGAGAAGGAGCAGCUGGAGGCUAGUUUGUACCGCAAUCGCACCCGCAGCCAGCUGCACGGGACUGGACUAAGCGAGGAGGAGCAGGAGGAGAGGGAUUUCAGACACAGCUUUCCCCAGUUUGACAAGGACUUUGCCGACAUCACUUCCCAGCCCAGUCUGGAGCAGCCAGCAGAGUCUAUGGCGGAGGUGGAGGGCCUGGAGGCAGAGCCUGGUGACAACACCUCCCUCUCGGCAGCUUGCUUGUACACGUUGGUGCAGGUCCAUCAGAGGUUGUGUCUUGGGUUUGCUUCAUCACUCUGGUACCGGAAGAGUCCCCCAGUCAGUCAAAGCAGAGAUCACAUCGGUCCUCUGGUGUCCUCCUAUCAGCUAGCGGCCCCUGUGAUGUCACGCUUCUAUUACCUGUUGGACUCUGAGAUGAACCAGCAGCUGGUUGGGUCUCAGCUUGUACUCAGCACCCUUCUUCAGAACACAGUGCGGGGCACUGGCAGGGAGAGCGACCUGCACCUCCAGUCUGAAGGGCCCUACGAUUUCUACCAGCACUCCAACAUGAGGGAGGCUUGCCGCUGCCUUCCAGUCCUGGAGCAGAUGGCUGCUGCUGUUGAACAACGGCUGGAGGAAUGGCCGGAGCACCCAGCCCUCAUGCAGCUGAUGGUGGUGAUUGAGCGAAUCAUGGGCUUCAGUCUGUCCAGUCCAUUGGCCAAGUUCCUAAAUGGCCUGGAGAUCUUGCUCAACAAAGCCCAGGACUGGGAGAACAACGCUAGCCGAGCAGUGUCCCUAAGGAAGGAGCUGGAGGCCGUCACACAGCUUAUCAUUGAGUGGCGCAAGCUGGAGCUCAACUGCUGGUCCAGCAGUCUGGACAACGCCCUGCAGCGCCACACCGAGAGGUCAACAAAGCACUGGUUCUCCAUCUACCAGCUCACAGAGAGGUACCUCCAGGAACACGGAGCAGACGCUGCCACAGCAGGAGAUAGUGUGGAUAGCCUGUCCAUCUCCUCGGUGUCCUCCACUUUGCAGGCCUUCAUAGAGGGCUCCUCGCUGGGGGAGUUCCAUACCCGCCUGGAAAUGCUUCUCACCUUCCACUGCCACCUGCUGCUGGCUUCUUCACAGGAAGCCCAGGCUUCUCUGAGUGGGCUCUUCUGGAAUCUGUACAAGUACUACAGUCAGUUCUCAGAGAGCAUACAUGCCAAAAUCACCCAACUGCGGCAGCCGAUCGAGAAAGAGCUCAAGGACUUUGUCAAGAUUUCCAAGUGGAAUGAUGUCAACUUCUGGUCCAUAAAGCAGUCUGUCGAGAAAACCCAUCGGACCCUGUUCAAGUUUGUGAAGAAGUUUGAAGCAGCACUUAGCACUCCAUGUGCCCUGGAGUUGGUAGAGCAGGGCAACAGCGCCAACCUGGACAGCAUUGACUCCAACACUGAGGAGACUCCACUCCACAGGCUGCACCAAGUGCUGAAGAGAGCCCUCCCAGGGAAGAGUCAAGAACUGCAGGUUGAUGUGUCCGAGGAAGGUGCACCCAGCCUCGAUCCCUCAUUGCUGCAGAGCCGUCUGCCCUCCCUCACCAAGAAGAUGAGGAAGAUGUGCGUGCAGCUCGCAAAGAAGAGCUCUCUGUCUGAGCUAUCGGAAGACCUGGAUCAGUUCACCGCCGAAGUGAUCAGGAACAUGCGCGAGCUCCAGAGUCUGGCUGUGAACCCAUCUGCAGAGAAGGAGAAGCAGAAAUCUGAGGCCAAGCACAUCCUGCAGCAGAAGCAGAGAGCGCUUUCCGAUCUCUUCAAGAUGCUAGCACAGAUUGGCCUGUCAUACCGCAAAGGCUUAACGUGGGCACGCAGUGCCAGCCAAGAGGAGACGCUGUGUCUACCGCCCCUGGAUGUGGCCACUGCCCUGUCCACCGUCAGGACAACUGAGGAGACUGAGAAAAAGCUCUUCGAGGAGAUGAUGAUGGCAUGGGAGGGCUGUGAGAAGUACUUCUAUCGCUCAUGGGCCCGGAGGAACGCACUGCAGACUGCACUCCAGAGUGCGGCCAAGGAGCUGGGCUUGGGCAAUGUGGAGCGCUGUAGAGGAUUCUCCUCCCAUUUGCUGAAGCUGUUACUCAGACAGAGGCGCCGUCUCACUGGGCUUACGGAACAGUGGGUCCGAUUCAGGCAGCUCAUUGGAUGCCUGCAGGGGGUGCAGUCCCACUUGGGUGCCACUGGGGACAGAGAAGGUGCCCUGCCUCCACAGGAGUCCCUGAAGGGGUGGACAUGUCGGGCUCAGUCCCUGGCCACGCUAUGCACCCUGGUCUUGGAACAGCUCUCCAUGGUGCUCCGCUGCUGCCCUGAAGGAACAGACCCGGCCGAUGGUCCCCAGGGGCCCACUCUGAGGUACCUGUCUCCCCUGGACAAGCACUGCCAGCCCCUGGGAUGCCAGAUGAGGAGGGGAGACCCAUCCUGGGUGCAGGCAAUGCAGAAGGUGUCUGGGAUGUUGGCUAAGACCAAAGCGCUGAAGGCUGAGCUGGAUGAGUUGAUGCAGCAGUCUGCUGCAGAGACCCUGCACACCUGGACCCACUUCACAGCGUGCUCCUUGGGGCUGGACUGUCUCAGCACUGUGGUGGCUCAGAUGACUGCGGUGGAGGAACUCUUCACCCCUGUCCUGCUCGAGGGAGCUGCAGGGAGCCGUGGUCAGCCUGCCCUGAAACGCAGCCUACAGCAUGUGCGGGGAGAGGUGCAGGCUAGCCUCGUGGAAUUCGCCUCGUGGAAGACGCAGCUGCUGUCCAUUGGCAGCAUUCACCAAGAGCUCCCAGAGACGUUCUAUUCCAGAUUCUCUGAGCAGCUGGAGAAGGCCGUCAACAAGGUGUUAUGUGCAGUGCAGAACCUGGUCAAGAGUAGGAAUGGCAAUAAGGAACAAGAGCAGCACCUCAGAAAAACCAGCAAAGAUGGCACGGAGGAGUCAGCAGAGGACCUGCUAAAGACUGGACACCUAACCAAACUUCUGGAGGAGAAUUUAAGUGAAGAAAUCUCUUUCCUCUCACUGCAAGAGAUUAACACAUCAAUGGAGAAGCUGCUGGGAGGACUUGGAUCCCACAGGGAUGCCUGCUCUCCUCAAUAUCUCCUGGAGCUGAGUGAUGCCUGCAGGCUGCUGGUUCGACUGCUGCCCAUGAUGAGCGUGUAUUCAGAACUGGUGCGCCAUUACCUGGCUAUUUCCCUAGGAGCCCACAGAAGCACGGGCAAGCUGCUCUCCGUCCUGGCCAGCAUCUUCACAGAGCUGGCCCAGAAGGGCUUCUGCUUACCCCAAGACUUCACAAGCAGUGGCGAUGGUGAGGGCGCUACACAGUUCCACGAUUAUGAAGGAGGUGGCAUUGGCGAGGGUGAAGGCAGCAAAGACGUCAGCGACAAGAUCGAAAACGAAGAGCAGAUUGAGGACAGUUUCCAGGAGGGGCAAGAGAAAGAGGACGAAGAACAGGCCAAGAGAGACGUUAAAGAAGAAGACAAUGCCAUAGAGAUGUCAGAGGACUUUGACGGCAAAAUGCAUGACGGAGAACUUGGCGAGGACAAUGAGGAGGACUCUGAAAAAGAGGAUGACAAAGAGCUGGACAAGAAAAUGGGAGACCUGGGAGAAGGCCAGACAGAAACGCUGGACGAGAGGAUGUGGGGUGAUGAAGACGAGGACGACCCUGAGUCCAGUGACAAAGAGGAGGAAUUCGGCGCAGGAAUGGAUGAGGGCGAGUCAGAGCUGGUAGCAAAGGAUGACAACCUGGAUGCUGGAGAUGCCAACAAAAAUGACAAGAAGAAACAGGACAAAAACAAAAAUGAGGAGGACACAGAGGAAGGGCAAGAUAAGAUUCAUGAGCAAACUGAUGAGCGAGAGUUUGACGAGAAUGAGGUAGACCCGUACCAUGGCAAGCAGGAGAAGAAACCAGACUCUGAGGCCAUGGACUUGCCAGAUGAUGUCAACCUGGAUGAGGGUGAUGAGCAGGCUGGGGAAGAGCAGGAAGGAGAAGAAGACAAUCCAUUUGACAUAGACGAGAUGUCCAUGGAGGUGGACGAGAAGGAAGGGUCGGAGGGCGAGGGUAAGGAGGAGGGGCCAGAGGGGAUGUCCGAUGAGCAGCAGGAUGACCAGGGUAAAGAGAUGAGCCAGGAGGGGGACAAACCUGAGGAGGAGACUGGAGAAACAGAAGGUGACAAAGAACCAGAGAGUAGCGAGAGUGCUGAGAAAGAGGAGGAGACAUCCAGUGAGGAUGAGAAAGACAAGGGGAACGAGAAAGGAAAAGAGGAAGACAAGGCCAUUCCGACUGACCAAGGCCAACAACUCAAGGAGGAAGAGCAGGAAACAAAGGAAGAUGAGGAACAGCCAGAGUCAGUGGAGAGGAAGGAGCACGAUACCGAUGGGCAGACAGGAGAGGAGAACGUGCAGAGCGAUACCGCGGUGGAACUGGCUGGAGAUGCAUCAGAGCGGGACCAAGCUAAGGAGGAACACGGGACAGGGGCAGCUGAUGCCAGUCAGUCCGAGGGUCACGAGUCCAAGCUGAUGGCACGGAUCUCCUCUCUGAAACAGAGCCAGAGCAAGACGCAGAGCUUCAAGAGAAAGCCGGGUCGGGCGGAUAACGAGAGGUCCACUGGUGACGACAGUGACCGGGUCAACAAGCGGCUGCGCAUGGUGGAGAGCGGGGAGGAGAGGCAGCAAGACUGCACCCGUGACCAGCGGGAGUCAGACCUGUAUGAGCACAUGAAGGAGGGCGAGCAGGACCACGAUGCCCAGACCUAUGAUGUUGCCAGUGCUGACCAGCAGAAACCAAAUGGAGCUCAGCAGCAAACUGAGAAAGAUGAAGAGGAGGAUGUUUCCAUGGACACGGAGGAACCCGAAGAAGAUCUGCAGAUGGUCGAUACCCAAGAGCUGAAGCCAGAGAAGCUAGAUACUACCAAGGCUUCACAGAAAGGACUGGAGAGCAGUGAACUGGAGGCUCAGAGGCAGCAGAAUGAUGACGAGGAGGAUAAGAGGUCAGAACAUGAAGAGGAAGAGGGAGAUGAAGAGCAUCCAGAGAGAAGCUGGGAGUCCAGCAUACACACUGUGCCUGAGCUGCUGCUGAUGGACCUCCACAAGACCCCAUUCAGGGACCCAGAGGAGCUGAGGAAGGAGCUAGAACAACAGCUGGAGGCCUGGCAGAAGCAGCCUCCUGGCACACAGGAUGAGGAGAGCACCGCCACUGCCAUGUGGCACCAGUACCAGCUGCUGACCUCCCCGCUGUCCCAGCAGCUGUGCGAGCAGCUGCGGCUCAUCCUGGAGCCCACACAGGCGGCCAAGCUCAAGGGCGACUACCGCACAGGCAAGCGGCUGAACAUGCGCAAGGUCAUCCCCUACAUCGCCAGCCAGUUCCGCAAGGAUAAGAUCUGGCUGAGAAGGACGAAGCCCAGCAAGAGAGAGUAUCAGAUAUGCCUGGCUGUGGACGACUCAUCCAGUAUGAUUGACAACCAUUCUAAACAGUUAGCCUUCGAGUCUCUGUCUGUCAUCGUCAACGCUCUCACUCUCCUGGAGGUGGGACAGGUGUCUGUGUGCAGCUUUGGAGAAACAGUCCAGUUGCUGCACCCCUUCCACCAGCAGUUCAGUGACCAGUCGGGUGCUCGAAUCCUGAGGCUCUGCCAGUUCCAGCAGAAGAAAACCAGAAUAGCACAAUUUUUGGAGGCCUCUGCCAGCAUGUUUUUCUCUGCACGGCAGCAGGCCAGCGGCCUCAGUACCACAGAGACCGCGCAGUUGCUGCUGAUCAUGUCCGAUGGCAGGGGGCUGUUCCUGGAGGGGAAGGAGCGGGUCACAGCGGCUGUGCAGGCUGCACGCAGCAGCGGCAUCUUCGUUAUCUUUGUGGUGCUGGACAACCCCAAUUCCAGGGACUCCAUCCUUGACAUCAAGGUGCCCAUCUUCAAAGGACCAGGAGAGAUGCCAGAGAUCCGCUCCUACAUGGAGGAGUUCCCCUUCCCCUUCUACAUCAUCCUCCGCGACAUCAACGCCCUCCCCGAGACCCUGAGCGACGCGCUGAGGCAGUGGUUCGAACUUGUUACAGCAUCCGACCAGUAGGGCUCCGAGGGUCCCCGCAAGGGGCCGCCGCACAGCCCAGAGGACUGCACCGCGCCGCACUGCUGCUAUCCCUCCGACACGGAGAGACGAGACAACCCAACUGAUGCUGUGUAUAUGUGCCUUUUCCCCUGGACUCUUUUAUUAGAUUUUAAGUGUUUCAUGGCCACCUGAUCUUCACUUCUCCUUUCUUUAAAUGAGAGACUUGUGUUACAUUGAGAGCCUCUUUUUUUUUUUUUUUUAUAUAUACAGGGAAAAAAAGGUGUCUACCAACUUUUGGACACUGCAUGACUGAACCUAGUGCGAUGUGAAAAUGCAAUGAGCUCACUGUGAAUGUGGGGAGCCCCUGAGUUUCUCUGCAGUGUGCGUGCUCUGGUUUGUCAGUUAACAAUGUGAAGCACACGCAUAUUUGAAGAGUUAAUGAAGAUGAUGGAGGACAGUGUGUUUUCUACUAAUAGUUUCUUUGUUGAUAAAACCUCUGCCACAGAUGUGUGGCGAAAAUGCAUGUUUGUUUGAGCCAUUUAAACAGAUUAACUGAAAAUGUGCCUUUUACACAGUUAUGACUCACCCUUUGAUACAAUGCCAGUGCCCACAAAAUUAAUGUAGAUUAACUUUUCAUGGAGCUCCACUGAGAAUGAAUAUUCCUGCCCCACGUAGCAGCUGUAUGUGAGCUCAUACUUGUAGAGGUUUAGGCUUCAAUUGUACAUCAGUAUUUUUAGAUGACGAUUAUCUAUGUAAACCUUUUGUAUAGUGACAGCUGUCAGUCUGUAAGGAUCAAAGAUGGUUCACCACUAUUUCUCCCUAUGCACCUUCAUGAAAAAAACAAUCCAGGUACCUUUAAAAUUUAACGUUGGAAAGUAUGGUAUAAAUAAAAUGUUGGAAC
This is a messenger RNA of Scleropages formosus (Asian bonytongue), 18400 nucleotides long. It is a transcript of the gene mdn1, whose product is annotated as midasin AAA ATPase 1. Lineage: Eukaryota; Metazoa; Chordata; Actinopteri; Osteoglossiformes; Osteoglossidae. Gene Ontology annotation, cellular component: nucleus; preribosome, large subunit precursor. Gene Ontology annotation, biological process: ribosomal large subunit assembly; ribosomal large subunit export from nucleus. Gene Ontology annotation, molecular function: ATP binding; ATP hydrolysis activity. The record is from RefSeq and is a predicted model, not a curated record. The coding region runs from base 925 to 17520 and encodes 5531 amino acids. The transcript is spliced from 102 exons.